Molecule: messenger RNA, 597 nt
Organism: Suillus subaureus
Lineage: Eukaryota; Fungi; Basidiomycota; Agaricomycetes; Boletales; Suillaceae
Exons: 2
Coding region: 1-597 (198 amino acids)
Source: RefSeq, a predicted model, not a curated record
AUGGAUCAAGUUGAUGCCCUCUUGGAAGCAUUCAAUCUUGUUGGCAUCUCAGCAUCAGAGUUCCUCAUUGAAUUGCUAACUAAUUUCCAUUACACCACCCAUGAGAAUACAAUCAAUCUAAGAUCAUGCAGCCCGUGCAUCAUCAAGCUUCUCACAGGACACCCAGAAGCUUCUACAGGAGGUGCACUGAAGUGGGCUAGUGAUAUCAUGAAACAUAGGUGUGCACUGGAGAUUCAAGAACUAUCAGCAAAGAAAUCUGGCUACCAUUUUUCAGUCUUGCAUGCAUCUAUAGAACAACUUGAAGAAUUUGACAUCAAAGAGUUAGGUGGAGGGAUGCAACAAUGUGCACUAUUCUUGUGGGAUAUGCUUGAUGUCCUUCUUUUGGCAAGGAGAAGUAGCAAUUGGAGAGAUGCGCACAAGAGUUUGGAUGACCUUGAAGGCAAUGAUGAUGAUGAAGCUCAGUAUUGGGAGGAAUUGGGUGAUCUAGAGCUGGAGGAAGUGAUGGAAGGCCUUGCACCUGACAUGAAACAGAAUAGGAUGAUAGCACACAAAAAUAAAUUGAUUAUGAUUAAAAGGUUAUCAUUCUCAGUAUCUUGA